This is a messenger RNA of Fraxinus pennsylvanica, 435 nucleotides long. Lineage: Eukaryota; Viridiplantae; Streptophyta; Magnoliopsida; Lamiales; Oleaceae. The record is from the annotation of a GenBank genome assembly.
AUGCUGACUACACUCCUAAUUCCUUAUAUUUUCUCUAGUUUUCCUUCCAUCUUGUUCAACUUUUUAAGGGGAGAGGUUGGAAAAUGGAUUGCUAUCAUUGCAGUUGUAUUAAGGCUUUUCUUCCCCCAACAUUUCCCAGAUUGGCUGGAGAUGCCCGGUUCAUUAAUUCUUCUUCUAGUGGUUGCUCCGAACUUCUUUGCUCAUACGCUUAGAGACGACUUGGUCGGAGUUGCGAUAUGUCUUGCCAUUGGUUGUUACCUUCUGCAAGAACAUAUUCGAGCAUCUGGCGGAUUCCGUAACUCCUUCACAAAAAGCCGUGGCAUUUCAAACACAGUUGGGAUUAUUCUCUUGUUGGUGUAUCCCAUAUGGGCUCUGGUUGAUGCUGUACACUGUGCACUUGCAUGGUGCAGCCAGUUACAUAUUAGAGGAAAGUAA